UGGGCCUUACUUCUCUCAGUCUGAGUGAAGAGAGAGAGAGUGUGAGUGUGUGUAUCAGUGAGGGAAGGGUUUGUGUUUGGUGAAGUGGGAGGGGUGUUUCAGUGCUGGCUAUUUGAACAAGAUGAAUGAGCCUGUGAAAAAGAAAACUCCUAAAGCAGCUGCAGCUGAGAAGAAACACAGUAAGCGUAGACUGAAGAGGAAGGAGAGUUACUCGGUUUAUAUCUAUAAGGUCCUUAAACAGGUUCACCCUGACACUGGGAUUUCCAGUAAGGCCAUGAGCAUCAUGAACUCCUUUGUGAAUGAUGUGUUUGAGCGGAUCGCAACUGAAGCAUCACGGCUGACCCAAUACAACAAGAGGAGUACCAUCACAAGCCGGGAGGUGCAGACAGCAGUACGACUGCUCCUGCCUGGGGAGUUGGCCAAACAUGCUGUGUCCGAGGGCACAAAAGCUGUCACCAAGUAUACCAGCGCCAAGUAGAGAAUGGAGGAGCAAGCAAAAGGGUUUAGCUCCAUCAAACCCUGGAUCACUCCAGAACCUGUUCAAUAAAGAUUAACUUGCUGCA
Rhincodon typus (whale shark) is the source of this 563-nucleotide messenger RNA. RefSeq lists its product as uncharacterized. The transcript has 2 exons. The record is from RefSeq and is a predicted model, not a curated record. Gene Ontology annotation, molecular function: structural constituent of chromatin; protein heterodimerization activity; DNA binding. Lineage: Eukaryota; Metazoa; Chordata; Chondrichthyes; Orectolobiformes; Rhincodontidae. The coding region runs from base 122 to 478 and encodes 118 amino acids. Gene Ontology annotation, cellular component: nucleosome.